UCUCCUCUGUGUCAACUCCACAGCAGCAGCAGCAGCAUCCACCAUGUUCUCCCAAAGCUCCACCAGGGUCGUCACGAGCUCCAGCGGCUCCAUGCUGGGCAGCAGCAUGGGACCAGGCCGGGCCAGCAGCAUACGAGCAGGCCGGGCCAGCAGCGUGUACGGCGGCGCUGGAAGAUCAGGGGUCCGCAUCUCCUCAUCCACCAUGGGUGGAGGAGGCUUCAACAUGGGUGGAGGAGGCUUCAACAUGGGUGGCAGCGGCGGCUACUCCUCCAUGAGCUACAGCGUGUCCGGCAGCGAAGACAGCGUGAUCGGCAACGAGAAGUUCGCCAUGCAGAACCUGAACGACCGUCUGGCCACCUACCUGGCCAAGGUGCGCUCGCUGGAGAAGGCCAACGCCGAGCUGGAGCUGAAGAUCAGGCAGUUUGUGGAGAGCAAGGUUGGACCAGCCACCCGCGACUACAGCGCCUUCUUCGUCACCAUCGGAGACCUCACUGCGAAGAUUCAGGCCGCCAUCAGGCUGAACGGCUCCGUCCAUCUGAGCAUCGACAACGCCCGCCUGGCUGCUGAUGACUUCAGAACCAAGUACGAGAACGAACUGGCCAUGCGUCAGUCGGUGGAGGCCGACAUCGCCGGGCUCAGGAGGGUUCUGGACGAACUCACACUGGCCAGAACCGACUUGGAGAUGCAGAUCGAAGGCCUGAAGGAGGAGCUGAUCUUCCUCAAGAAGAACCACGAGGAGGAGCUGCUGGCCAUGCGCUCCCAGAUGAGCGGCCAAGUCCAUGUGGAGGUGGACGCUGCUCCUCAGGAGGACCUCAGCAAGGUCAUGGCUGAGAUCAGAGAACACUACGAGACUGUUGCUGCCAAGAACCAGAAGGACCUGGAGUGCUGGUUCGAGUCAAAGAAAGAAGCUCUGAACAAAGAGGUGGUCACUCAGACCGUCACCCUACAGACAUCCCGCUCAGAGAUCACAGAGGUCAAACGUACACUACAGUCUCUGGAGAUUGAGCUACAGUCUUUGCUGGGUUUGAAAGCAUCGCUGGAGGGGACGCUGGCUGAGACACAAAGCCGCUACUCCAUGCAGCUGUCUGGGUACCAGAUGCAGGUGACGUCCUUGGAGGAGCAGCUGGUGCAGCUGAGGGCCGACCUGGAGAGGCAGGGACAGGAGUACAAAAUGCUGCUGGACAUCAAGACCAGGCUGGAGUUGGAGAUCGCCGAAUACAGGAGGCUGCUGGACGGAGAGAGCACCACCAGCAGUUCCGUGUCAAGCACUUCCUCGUCAAGCACCACCAGGCGGGUGGUGACAGUGGUGCAGGAGGUGGUUGAUGGGAAGGUGGUUUCCACUUCUUCCUCCUCCACUUCAGCCUCCUCCUCCUACCAGUGAAGCUAAGCAGCUGUAGAUGUUGACAGACAGUCAAAAUCUUUUCUCUGUUUUCUCAUGGUCAGAGAAUGUGACCUGACAAUAAAACGAGAGUCCAAAUAAAAA
This is a messenger RNA of Stegastes partitus (bicolor damselfish), 1483 nucleotides long. RefSeq names its product keratin, type I cytoskeletal 13-like. NCBI's taxonomy places the organism in Eukaryota, Metazoa, Chordata, Actinopteri, Pomacentridae. Gene Ontology annotation, cellular component: cytoskeleton. Gene Ontology annotation, molecular function: structural molecule activity. The record is from RefSeq and is a predicted model, not a curated record. The coding region runs from base 44 to 1381 and encodes 445 amino acids. The transcript has 8 exons.